Messenger RNA from Penicillium angulare, 930 nucleotides. RefSeq names its product DUF2011 domain-containing protein. The record is from RefSeq and is a predicted model, not a curated record. Bases 1 to 930 code for a protein of 309 amino acids. The transcript is spliced from 3 exons. NCBI's taxonomy places the organism in Eukaryota, Fungi, Ascomycota, Eurotiomycetes, Eurotiales, Aspergillaceae.
AUGUUUGAUUUACCCGAAGCCAAACGUAUACGCCGGGAUGAAGUCCAAUCCCCCGCUUCGUCGCGUUCACCGUCCCCGGUCGAUCAAUCGGAAUUUGAAGAUGCCCACGCUCGCCUGGGGAAAUUGCUCAAUCUCGAUGAGUUGAUCGGGAUCAAUGCGCCAACAGACAAUGCGGACAAUGCACCGCUAGCCCCAGGUGCCGAUGAUGAGGACGAGGAGCAGGAGUACGAAUUUCGGCUAUUCAGCGCCCCGACAAAACCAACACCCACCACUGAAACCUCUGGAGAUACCACGGGAAAGAAGAAUUCUGAUGGCAAGCCCUCGGAAGGAGGAGAUAAACCUAGUUCGGGAACACAGAAGCUUCGGAUCAGAUUGAAUUCACCAACAGCAGCCUCAGGCGAGGGUAAAUUCGUCAAGGCAUUCCGUGGAUGGCAGUACUAUUUUUCAACAUCUUCAUUAUGGAACGACAGCGGAGACAAAUCCGAAGAAGAAGCGGAUCAGGCAGAGAAAAAGAAGCAAUUCGAAGAUACUGCCGUUACGGGCGAGCAUGUGCUAUCUUGGACCAAAUCGCAGCCAUGGCCUGGCUGCCAUCUCCCAUGGAGAGUAAUCCAUCUCAAGCGACACCAGACGAAACUGCCACCAAAGGAUAAAGAUUUACCCAUUUAUGUGGUCGAGGGCGCACUGCCAUCCAAGUCACCGAAAACUCGCAAGAAGCCUGGGAAGAAGCGCCGGGUCAUGUUGCGGAAGCGUGUGGCGGCGGCUCAAGUAGCUAAGGAGAAUGAUGCUGAGAAGCGGACCCGGAAAAACCGCGAGCGAAAGCUCAAACGUCGGCAGAAGGCCCGCGAGGAAAAGGCGGCAGCCGUGGCUGCAGCUGGUGGUGAUGUUUCCAUGAUAGAUGUGGAUGGUGCUUCUUCGGCGGGGGAUGAUUAG